Messenger RNA from Syngnathus typhle (broad-nosed pipefish), 2103 nucleotides. RefSeq names its product protein FAM181B-like. NCBI's taxonomy places the organism in Eukaryota, Metazoa, Chordata, Actinopteri, Syngnathiformes, Syngnathidae. Bases 181 to 1062 code for a protein of 293 amino acids. The transcript has a single exon. The record is from RefSeq and is a predicted model, not a curated record.
AGUCCUGCGCUCUUUGAAGGGGGAAACACCCCCUCUCUCUUGACAUCACGGGGUCCGGCCCCCUGAAAGAUCCCCUCCCUCCGCUGUUCGUCUCCUCACUUGUGCUCCGGAAUGUCGAGCAGCAUCAGGAUAGUGGCGAAUAUGAUCUGAGGAACUUGUCUGGAUUGCGGCGGGUGAGGAAUGGCCGCCAUCAUGAACCCGCAGUUCCUGAAUUUCUGCUUCCCUGGCUCGGGAAUGGACGGGGGUCUCCUUGGUGAGCCGGAGAAGGAAGAAGACUACAAGGAGACCACUAAGGAGCUGCUGAGCUUCAUGGACUCAGCCUCCAGUAACAUCAAGCUGGCCUUGGACAAGCCGGUCAAGUCCAAGAGGAAAGUCAACCACCGCAAGUAUCUGCAGAAGCAGAUCAAGAGGUGCACUGGGAUCAUCAACGUCACCGAUGCGGGAGGGAAAGGCCCAGCGUCCUCGCCCCCGGCUGGCAAGACUGUCCCCAAGCGCGACGGCGUCCAGGUCAGCCUGCAGAACCGCAGUUUGGCUGCCCUCUUCAGCCCCACCACGGAAAUCCGUAGUGAGAAAGCCAGGAAGCCGCCCCUGCGCCAUCGCAACCUACCGCCUUCCUUCUUCACCGAGCCGGCCAACUGCUCCAAGAUCAACCCCGUGGCAGGAGUCUCGCUACGGGACCUGGAGCGAGCCAACCCAGAGGCGGCCGACUUCUUUGAACUUCUGGGACCUGAUUACAUCAGCUCGGCUGCCGAACAGGAACUCUACCAAAGUGUGCCUGGCCCAGACGGCGGUGCCGCCACCUCCUACGAUGGCCACCACUUCAUCGGGGGUCUCCUUUACCCUGAGUCGUGGACUAGCUGCUCGCCGCCGCUUGCCAGGAAGCUCCCAACGCCUGUCCAGCCCCCACUCUACUGCCACCCGGAGGCCGCCGCCCCAUUGGGCAUCGAGGAUAACGCGCUGUGCUCGUUAGCCUUCUCCAACUUUUUCACAGACUGCUCUGUACCUCAGGUCAACUACGAUAUAGGCGAUGACUACAACAGGACUCAAUAUUCAUCUCUUUAAGAAAAUACGGUAUUAUGGUAGAGGCGGUGGUCCUUGUUUUUUUGGCAGAAUUUUGUUAUGGCGGUGAAUUAGUCAGAACUAACCUACACUGAUGCAGAAUAUAAUUAGUCGGCAUUUGAAUGAAGAAGACUUUAGAUCCUAAAUAUAAAACAAUAAAAAUAAAAACGGUAAGCACAGGCUUAUUCGAUCCUUGAACAUGCAUGUGGAGGAGCCAUUGUAACGGCAGAACUCAGGAAUGAUUGAAGGGGUCUGAAGGUAAUUAAAAAAGUAGUGCACAGGGGCCUCGGUUUUCGAUGGAGUCACCUUCCUAGGGUGGUGAGGUAACUGUGCCACAGUCGGUCACUAACCCAGUAGUAAAGUUGCAUUUAAAGUCAGUCACCGUAAAAUAUAGCAAACGCUCCACUAGCUUAAGAGUUGUCAUGGCGGCUCAUAAACCAGGGCCAGCUAGGAUGGUGCUUGUCAUGUCCUAGUUGGGUCAUGUACUUGGAUUAGCUUUAGCAUAAGUGCUAGCAUUACAGUUAGGUGUACAAACUUUGCCGACACGAUCAGAUAAUGUUUAUAUCAAGACACAAAGUUACAAAAUCUUUCAAGAUACUAUAUUUAGUUAGCGGUUAGCAAGUACAGUCAUGAGCUGAAUUUUGUUUAGUUUUGGAGCUUCGAUGGCUAAUGAAGGCAUCCAAUUUCUUGUUCCCUGUGUCAAGACUUCCCAAAAAGUGCCAACUAAAGUAUUCUCGACUGUGACUUUAAUUGGUCGCAUGUUUGACAGUAGUCUGGAAAUAUUUGCUUGUUGCCCCUUGACAGAUUUAACACUCGGAAUUCAAUGGAAGAUAUUUCAUAAUUGGGCUGCAGAAGUCAGAUGCAAUCAAAUACCAUAAAUGUGUCUGCCAGUUUGACGAAGCACUGAUGCGGAACACUUUUAACUUUGCUUCAAGUUGUGACGAUCAACGUUAAGUAAAACAGGAAGAAUUGUGUUAAAUUCAUUUUUAAUCAAUUUUAAAUGCUGUACCAAGAUGAAAUAAAGCUGGUCUUUAUUGCUGUCAA